AAACAGUGAAAUGUUCGAAAACAAGAAAACAAACUUCUAAAACACUUGUUUACAUAGCAGGUGGCCCCUGACGUCACAUGGGGUCGCAGUACGCCCAAAAAUAACAACACACACCUCCGCGCACAAGCAAGUGCCUCCCCUGGGGGGUUUCUAGUCCCAAAUAUACUUGCUUGCUGGGAUACAGCUUGAUGUGUGUUUGAGUCGUAGCAGAAAAAAAAAAAACAUAAGCCGCUUCUUCCUCGUAUUGCGCGUCAUUCAAACAGGACUCGGUGUACUGCUUUUCCCUCUGUUGCAUUAGUAAUAACAGCGGCGUUGACGGGAGACAGCAGGAGAGAGUGUGUGUGUGUGUCUCCAACAGCAGUGUCCAGCGGAGGAAUAUUUGAGCUUUUUUUAUUUACUCUGCAGCUUGUUGUUCAUUUUCUCUGCGUUAUGGUGAACUUGGACAGUCACGUGUGAAGAUCUCUGCAAGUACAGAGGACGACGACUUCUCACCUUGUGCGUCCCUUUGACUUGACCGUGAGGGAAAUAUACCUGCCAUUUUUUGUGAUAGCUAUCAUCCCUGGACACCUUCCAGUCCUGCAGGACGGACAACAGCAAAUUCUCUCCCUUAGGGAUGAAAUAUGCACAUGCACACUCUGCACCCAUAGAGAAAAGCAGACAACACACACUGUAAAGUCCUAAGUGGUUUUAAAUCAUGAUGAUGCAGGAGUCGGCCACAGAGACAAUAAGCAACAGUUCAAUGAGUCAAAAUGGAAUGAGCACCCUAAGCAGCAGCCAAUUAGAGGCUGGCAGUAGAGAUGGGAGAUCAAGCGCUGGUGACACGAGCAGCGAAGUAAGCACAGUCGAGCUGCUGCAUCUGCAACAACAGCAGGCCCUACAAGUAGCGAGGCAAUUACUCUUGCAGCAGCCAGGCAGUGGCCUGAAAUCUCCAAAGAGCCAGGACAAGCAGCGUCCACUGCAGGUUCCAGUGUCAGUGGCCAUGAUGAGUCCCCAGGUGAUCACGCCGCAACAGAUGCAGCAGAUCCUCCAACAGCAGGUGCUUUCUCCCCAGCAGCUCCAGGCCUUGCUCCAGCAGCAGCAGGCUGUUAUGCUGCAGCAGCAACACCUGCAGGAGUUUUAUAAGAAACAGCAGGAACAGCUUCAUCUUCAACUUCUUCAGCAGCAACACCCAGGCAAGCAGGCUAAAGAGCAACAGCAGCAGCAGCAGCCAGCUGUGCGGUGGUUAGGAUUUACUGAGCAAAACAAACAAACAAACAAACAAACAGCAAAAAUACUGCUCAACAUGCAGCGGCAGGGCCUGCUCUCACUGCCUGGGCCCGCUCCUGGCCAAGCUGCCCUGCCCGGACAGACUCUGCCCCCGCCAGGUGGUCUGAGCCCCGCAGAGCUCCAGCAGCUAUGGAAGGAUGUGACCGGAGGCGGCGGUCAUGGCAUGGAGGACAACAGCAUCAAACACAGCAGCAGUGGCACUGGCACCAGCGGGGGUGGCGGUGGUUUAGACCUGUCCACCAACAACUCUUCCUCAACUACCUCCUCCUCCAAUCCCGCCAAAGCGUCGCCUCCCAUCUCGCACCAUUCCAUCACCAAUGGACAGUCCCCAGCUCUCAACCACAGAAGAGAGAGGGAAAGGGAACGAGAAAGGGAAAGAGAGAGCUCACUACAUGAAGAAAGCGGUGGGACCCACCCCCUGUACGGUCACGGUGUGUGUAAGUGGCCUGGCUGUGAGAACAUCUGUGAGGACUUCGGACAGUUUUUAAAGCAUCUAAACAGUGAACAUGCCCUUGAUGAUCGCAGCACAGCCCAGUGUAGAGUCCAGAUGCAAGUCGUACAGCAGCUGGAAAUACAGCUUUCUAAAGAACGUGAGCGUCUUCAGGCAAUGAUGACCCACUUGCACAUGCGGCCCUCAGAAUCCAAGUCAUCUCCCAAACCACUCAACUUGGUGUCCAGCGUCACCAUGUCCAAGAACUUACCUUCAGCAUCGCCCCCCAACUUACCUCAGACACCUACCACGCCCACAGCACCUAUCACACCCAUGGCUGCCAUGCCCCAAGUGCCAUCGGUACUGGGAGGAGCAAAUGUCCCCAGCAUGGGAGCCAUGCGCAGACGCCACUCGGACAAAUACUCCAUGCCUCUGUCGUCAGAGAUUGCCCCAAACUACGAGUUUUAUAAGAACGCAGAUGUCAGACCGCCAUUUACUUAUGCAACCCUCAUAAGACAGGCUAUCAUGGACUCUGCUGACAUGCAGUUAACGCUUAAUGAAAUCUACAGCUGGUUCACACGCACGUUCGCCUACUUCAGACGCAACGCUGCAACUUGGAAGAACGCUGUUCGCCACAACCUCAGUCUGCACAAGUGCUUUGUGCGUGUGGAGAAUGUGAAGGGGGCGGUGUGGACAGUAGAUGAAGUGGAGUACCAGAAACGCAGGUCGCAGAAGAUCACAGGAAGCCCAUCACUUGUCAAGAACCUGCCCUCCAGUCUUGGCUAUGGAACUGCACUAAACGCCAGCUUACAGGCUGCACUGGCAGAAACCUCCCUGCCUUUGCUGGGGACCCCCGGCCUCAUGACUAGCGGCGCCACAGGAUUGCUGGGUGGGAGUCCCCCGGGUACGCUGAAUGGCAGCCCCCCCACCCUGUUACAGUCUGCCCACGAGGAGCUCAAUGGCUCGCUUGACCACCUGGACACCAACGGACACAGUAGCCCUGGAUACUCCCCACCAGUACACAUGCCACCCAUUCACGUGAAGGAGGAGCCACUCAACAUGGAUGACAACGACUGUCCGAUGUCAUUGGUGACGACAGCCAAUCACAGUCCAGAGCUGGAAGAGGACCGGGAGCUGGAGGAAGGGAACCUAUCAGAAGACCUGGAGUGACUAGGAUACAGUUUUUGGUCAAUGUAUCCCUUCACCCAGCUGCACUGUUUCUCUCACACAGACCUCCUACAAGACUAGAAACCACUUCACAGUCCAAGCAACCACACUGACGUUCUCUUUGUCUCUCGCACCACUGGGACUAUUUAUUGAGCAUGCAUCCAGAUGGAGAUCGGUCCAAAGGAACUCUUUGUUGCAGUCCUUUGGGAUCCCAAACAUGACAGGCAUGAGACGUCUGAUUAAAAAAAAUUAACUUUUUGAGACAUAUUUCACUAGAGAUGGCUUGGCCACAUACAGUACAAGGUUGAUGGACUCACGAAGGGGGGAAAAACACAUGAAACAAAUGAGAAAGUCAUGUUCCGUUGAAAGCUAGCGGCCUCAUAUACUGCCAAAAAAGAAGACAUUUUAUGUUUGUGAAUAAUCCAACCCACAGUAGUUGUUAAUGUCUAGAGACAAUUGCUGGUUCAAUUCAAGUUGUUGCUCUGUUAUCAUUUGCACAGGAGUAGUCUCAGAAAUUUGUGUCACUGCCUGUAUGUUGCUACUAUUAUGAAAUCCAGUAUAUUAUUUAUUUUUUUUGUUUGUUUGUUUUUUAAACCACCAUUAGUUUCCAGAUAUGAUUUUAGACGCCACCAACUGUAAAUGCCAUUCCCUGAAUCACACCAGUAACAGAACUGCAGUACUACUACAGGACUGUUGCAGCUGUCCAACAAAAAAGAAAAAAAAAGUUGGCCUCCAGUCUCUUAUCUGUUUGUGAUUAAAAGUAAAAAUCUGGACAGUAAGUUGGGGGGAAAACAGCACCAUUUACAAAAGAAAUGCAUUUCUGCAUAAUUUUCUUCUUGAUGUUUUCCUUACCUCCUCGUUCUAAAGCUUUGUCUACUUGCAAACAGGCAACAGCUAGAAACCAAAGCCAACACUAGCAAUGGCCAAUAGCUUAUAGACAGAAGUCACCAAACACCUCUUGGUCCACCUUCUGUGACUUUAAACUAGUACAAAGAGAAGCUUUUGUUCCUCAACUACCUUCGAAUAACCUCUGGGAUUGUUUCAUUUAGCCCUAUACAAAGAUGAUCAUAAGAAAGAGAGAGGGGAGAUAAAUGCUCGCUUUGAUGUGUAAUUUGAAAACUCACAGCGCAUCCACUUUGGAGAUUUUCUGCCAAAUGUACUGUAGGUAAAAGGUGAUGUGAUAUUUGAACUGCAGGUAUUUUGUGCUGGUGAUUUGACUGAUAGAGAGCAGCUAACUGUAAAAGUGGAUCAUAACCAAAACAAAACAUUUGUGUAAUCAAUGGAAGUGCAGAAGCAUUGUAUUGUUGUAAAGAUUAUGAAAAUGUUUUUCAGUUUGCAUUACACAUCAGUCAUUUUUUUUAUUUAUUAUUAUUUUAUUUUUUUUAGGAUUAUUUUUUCUAACCUGGUAUAUUCGUAAUGUUCUACGUGGGACUGUCAAAAUAAUGUCACGUCUUAUUUCUGUGGUAGUUUUGUUCUGAGCCGCAUCGAAACCGAAACUGAAAACAUUGCUAACCAAACAUGAAAACUAUCUAGUGAAGCCAAAUAAGUCAUAAUUUCAAGUUGAUAUGAAAUGAUGUGGUUUGGUUACUAUGUAAAAGCAAAUAAUUAUAGCCAUUGCAGACGAGGAUAUCUAUGGUGAAAGGUAACCUUUUCUAGGUGAUAUUUGCUUUAACUUAUCAUCAAAUACUCAUUGUGUGGUUUAUAGCUUCUAAACUAUAUAGAUACAACAAGCAUUAGCACUGAUGUACUCUAUAUAGGUAGCCAGCUUUUUAUAUCACACUUGGUAUUUAUAGAGGCUAAAGAGAAGUGGUUCAUGUGAAGACUGUCCCAUUGUCUCCCUCAGCUAAUGUCAUCUAGAAAAGUGUUGUUGCUUUAAUGGUCAUUUCUGUUUUCAGUAAACCAAAGUUACACAAAAUUCUGCCUCCUCUUGUAUGGGAUAAAGAAAUGCUAACAACAACCACACACAACCUGUCAGAGACUAGAAUACAUGCACGUGAGCACACACACACACAGACCUGUGCUGUUGGUCUGCCAACUUUCUUGUUUCAGUUAAAUCUCCAGCUGCAGAAAAUGUACACUGUCAAAGAACCGACGAGUGGCUUUGUAUCGUGCUGUAACGAGCAACGCAUCUGCUUGCUUUGACCAAAAUGGAAACACACUGUGCAUAUGUUGUUUUCAAGUGUUGUGCCAAACUGAGAAAUUGGAUGCAAGAGCUUAACAUUUAGACACAUGCAGUACUGUACAAACACAUAGCAUGUAAAACACACACACACACACACACACACACACACACACACACACCAGUUUCACGUCAAGAGGGUACUGGGCCCAGGAACAAAGCUUAUCCCUUCAAUGCUUAGCUGAAGUCAGCAAAACAACUUGAAGACGGCGUUCUUAAUAAUCUUGACACACCAAAUAAAAAGGACGUUGUGUCUUUCAAAAAAAAGGGGGGGGGGGGGGGGUUCUCCCACUCACCCAAAAAAGGCUUUCUAAAAGCUUCUACCUCUGCACAACAAAUUCAGAACAAUUAUGACAGAUUGCACGAGUUAUUAGAAUAACACAAGAGUUGUUACACUUUCCUACUCUUGUCUCAUAGAACAUGGCUCAAACCAACGUUUACAUUCCCUGUGUCAAGAUAUGGAAGAUUUGCAUUGUAAUAGGUUGUCCUCAAACAUUUGUAGAAUGAUGAUGUAUAGAUUACCUGUAAGGGAAUAUUGUGUUUUAAAAAUGCAUGUCUAAAAAUCAUUUGGUGGACUGGAAACGAGCACUAAUAAAAAGAAUAUAAUAAAAAUCACCGGGACAAUGGCCUAAAUGUACGUACAAUGCAUAGGAGUGCAUUACCUCAGAAAUACUGUUUUGGGACGGAUACAACCUGUCAGCCACAGAAUGCAUAUUACCUGUAGAUUUGCAUGGGUUUUGUAUAAAUUAAGUUAAAAAAAAUGUCUAAAAUAGUUGCUUGCACAUGAUACCAGAAAGACCUCCAGAACUGCAAUCUGCUCCUCCACUAGAUUUUAGGAUUGUCUGGAUUUUCUGGGUUAAUUUUGUCUGUAUUUUGAUAACUGUGCAUACUUAUGUAAAAAACAAAAAAAUGUUGGUGGACCCAUAAAUUUACCAGACUUUUUUCUAAGAGGAAAAAAAAAUCUGUGUUUCUUUUCUGACUUACCUGAAUUUUUACUGUUUCUCUCUCAUUGCUCGCUAAGAAUAGCAAACCUGCUUUUUCUGCAUCUGCUUUGCGUAGCUGUAAGGCUUAACCUAAUGUGUGUAUUUAUUGCUUGUACCUCUGUGCAUACUUUAUGAAGCAUUAUGUCUGGCAGUUGAGUCAUGUAUCCUUUCUACUGCUAUCCUUCUCUAAUAAUUGGGAAUAUGAUCUCCCUAUGUAUACAGUAAAUUGGGACUGUAGCAAACAUGUUUAUGUAAUUGGUGACAACUUUUUUGUUUGUUUGUUUCAUUUUCCUUUUGGAUGACAUUCAGCUCCUUUUUUGAUACUUUUCAUUACUGUGUACUGUGUCCACACGUUAAAAGUUCUCUGACAUUAGAAGGUCAUGGUUGAGAAUUGUAACAGAUAUUAUUAUUUUCUGUAUUCAUGGCAUUUCACUGCUGAAUAAAAUA
This is a messenger RNA of Monopterus albus (swamp eel), 6472 nucleotides long. RefSeq names its product forkhead box P2 (gene foxp2). Gene Ontology annotation, biological process: regulation of transcription by RNA polymerase II. The record is from RefSeq and is a predicted model, not a curated record. Gene Ontology annotation, molecular function: RNA polymerase II cis-regulatory region sequence-specific DNA binding; DNA-binding transcription repressor activity, RNA polymerase II-specific. Lineage: Eukaryota; Metazoa; Chordata; Actinopteri; Synbranchiformes; Synbranchidae. Gene Ontology annotation, cellular component: nucleus.